Messenger RNA from Aspergillus ibericus CBS 121593, 1773 nucleotides. RefSeq names its product WD40 repeat domain-containing protein. The coding region runs from base 133 to 1602 and encodes 489 amino acids. Gene Ontology annotation, biological process: microtubule anchoring at mitotic spindle pole body; mitotic sister chromatid segregation; protein localization to mitotic spindle pole body. Gene Ontology annotation, molecular function: protein binding. NCBI's taxonomy places the organism in Eukaryota, Fungi, Ascomycota, Eurotiomycetes, Eurotiales, Aspergillaceae. The record is from RefSeq and is a predicted model, not a curated record. The transcript has 3 exons. Gene Ontology annotation, cellular component: mitotic spindle; MWP complex; microtubule organizing center.
UUAAAUCCCGGAGCGUGUGAUGAAGUACAGCGCUUCGGAUGUGCAUGGUACCUGGCGUACAUGUACGGACAAUAAUUUCUGCAUUGUGUCUUGAGAACAGUUACUGAACCACGCUGCAGCUGACAAUCAACAAUGGACUCCACCGGAGCAGGGGUCUCAACUUCAAUUUGUCUAUCCGAAGAUGGGGAUUAUGCUGCGCAGUUGAAUGGCAAAGACCUGGCCAUUCACCUCGACCCAGCUUCUCCCGAAUUUAGAGAGAUACAGAUCAUCAAGCUUAAGGAUAUUACCUCAAAAUCUCUGAAGUUCUCGCGAUCAAAACCCGUUUUACCUUCAAGCACGCACUCCUAUGCAGGGGUCAGCUUGCCAGGGCGACGCGUGCUUUGUGCUAGUGAUGCCCGCAUCCUGAUCUGGCAGCUAGAACCGUUGCAACUGCAUGCAGAGAUUGAAAGCAUUGAGUCCGGCGCUACAUAUGUCGACUUUGGCGGAGAUGAAAAUGAGAUCAUCUUCUUCCAUGCCUGGAACACGAAAAUGACCGUGUUCGGACUGGACUCUGGCCGCAGCCAGGUUAUCAAAAGCCCCAAGUUUUCAACCUACAAUGGCUUCGGGUACCGGCCCAAAACAAGGCAGUUCGCUGUUCUUUUGAAGCCGGAUGCGGUUGAUCUACUAACAAUUCAUGAAUUUCGAUCUUACGAACUCAUAGGGCGAGCAGUUCUGCCUACGGUAGACGCUCAAGGACUCAAAUGGAGUCCAGACGGGAGAUGGAUAGCCGUAUGGGAUGCUGCGAGUGCGGGCACCAGAGUCCUCGUUUUCACGGCUGAUGGACAACUCUUCAGGACAUACAGUGGCCCUCCGGGGCUCGAUAGUUCGCUCGACCUUGGUGUUAGAGCGAUAGAGUGGAGCCCUGUUACCGGGCAACGCGGUGUGUCAGAACUCCUGGUUGUUGGAAAGGUUGACGGGACUGUUGACGUCCUCAAGACACGGACAUUUUCUCGCUCGAUCACGCUCUCCCAUGUCUUUCAGAUAGAGCAAAAUUCUCCCAGUGUCUGGCGAGAACGCUACGCCGGGGAUGGGGACCUCGAAUAUGCUGAAGCGUCCAGCUCAUCUGCAUUUGGCAUGCCUGCCGAGCCAUCCGGGUCGCCUCGGGGCGUGUCGAUCAUGGCCUUUAGUGCCAGCGGCACACUUCUGGCCACUGUCGAUCAGACGCGACCGAAUAUUGUUUGGAUAUGGGACCUGGAAAACACCCCUGUCCUGCUGUCCGCUUUAGUUCAUGAGCACGCUGUCAGACAGGUGGUAUGGCAUCACUCGAAGAUGCAAUUGCUUAUAACCACAGCGAACACUGCCUAUGCUGCCGUGCGGUACUGGUCCCCAUACAGCCAGCCGCUAGUUGCGCGCGUCCCAGUUCCACGAAGCGAAACCGGGCGAUAUGAUGUGAGAUGGCUAUCUUUCGAUGAGGACGACGAUUCCAAGUUCUGGUUCGGUACGCCGGACGAUUAUGUACUUGGUCAUCUUGAGAAUGUGGAAGGCUCACCGCAAUUCAAGGUAACCAGUACUAUCAAUGGCAAGGCGAAGAGAAGCAGCUAUGGUCCGAGCACGAGCAGAUAGGCGUGAUACGAUCUAUGCGUUAUGAACCCGCAUCCAACUACCCCAUGAUAACCAGAACUAAUUAAUUCCCAUGCGACAUCAUACUACUCAUCUACUGCACAUCUAAUGGCUACGAAGACUCCGGCAUACUUAGGGUCCUUCUUCCUUGACCUAAAUACCAGGAAACAGCAC